AUGCUCAGUAACGACAAGCGCAAAUGGAGACACAGCGGCCAUACCAGAGCAGCUGAAACCUGCAGCUCGACUGUGGCGACUAUUAUGCGCUGGCCGCGUCUAAACUGGACUGAACCAAGGCCUGGUAUCCGUAAAUGGGUUGCGAUUGCGGCUGCGUCGUAUGCCGCAAGGUCAAGGCCAAGUUGCUGCCGAAGCGAGACGGCGGCCCUGCCAGAGGUGCAGGAGCAAUUCCGCAACGGCGUCUUUGGUGGCGCUGAAAGGUACUGUGGUGAGGCAACCAGCCCGCAAACGAGCAUGCAAAACCUGCAAAACCUGCACUCCGCCACACGCCUCAUCCGGAUCCCAUGCCAUCACUGGGUCGUGAGGCUGGUGACGUGGCACUCGAGUCCGGCGAAGCGGGUCUCGGGUGGCUCAGUGCCAACGGAGCGCGGCUUUCGGUUGCAAUUUAUGACGAGCCCGAGCAAUGAUGAAGUCACCCGGGGUCUUCGCUCGCUUCCAGGACUGGAACCAACGACGAGCCCACCUGUGGCCCCUGUUCCCUCUCCAAUCGUAGCCGCCAAAGAUCCCGCGACCAGGGGCCUAUUCAAGUAG
Colletotrichum lupini is the source of this 591-nucleotide messenger RNA. RefSeq lists its product as uncharacterized. Bases 1 to 591 code for a protein of 196 amino acids. The transcript has 2 exons. The record is from RefSeq and is a predicted model, not a curated record. NCBI's taxonomy places the organism in Eukaryota, Fungi, Ascomycota, Sordariomycetes, Glomerellales, Glomerellaceae.